GGGCAGCUCGGGCAGAGCCCUGACUGGCUGUGUCACCACGACAGGAAGCACCAUGAGACUCCUCCUGGCCGCCCUGCUGUCCCUGUCCCUCGGGGAUCUUGGACUGGGCCGGGCCACCCCCAAGGAAAAUGUGCGAUGGUGCACCAUAUCCCAAGACGAGGUGACCAAGUGCUUCCGACUGCAGAGGAACAUGAAGAAAGUGAGGGGCCCUCCAGUCUCCUGCAUCAAGAGAGCCUCCUACCGUGACUGUCUCCGGGCCAUUACGGAUAGCAAGGCUGAUGCCAUGACCCUGGAUGGCGGGCAGCUGUACGAAGCGGGGCAGGCCCCCUACAACCUGCGCCCCGUGGCGGCUGAAGUGUAUGGCACAGAAGCACAGCCCCGGACACACUACUAUGCUGUGGUUGUGGCCAAGAGGAGCAGCAGCUUCCGGCUGGACCAGCUGCGGGGCCUGCGGUCCUGCCACACCGGCAUCCGCCGGACUGCUGGGUGGAGGGUCCCCAUAGGGCUGCUCCGUCCGUUCUUGAACUGGACGGGACCCCCCGAGCCCAUAGAGGCAGCUGUGGCCAGAUUCUUCUUGGCCAGCUGCGUUCCUGGUGCGGAUGGAGCUCGGUUUCCCAACUUGUGUCGCCUGUGUGCAGGGACAGGGACAAAUAAAUGUGCCUUCUCCACGCAGGAGCCGUACUUCGGCUACUCUGGAGCCUUCAAGUGUCUGAGAGAGGGGGCUGGAGACGUGGCUUUCAUCAAGGCGAGUACAGUGUUCGAGGACCUGCCGGACAAGGCCCAGCGGGACCAGUACAAGCUGCUCUGCCCGGACAACACCUGGAGGCCGGUGGACGAGUAUAAGCAGUGUCACCUGGCCCGCGUCCCUUCUCACGCUGUCGUGGCCCGCAGUGUGAAUGGCAAGGAGGACUUGAUCUGGGAGUUUCUCCACCAGGCGCAGGAAAAGUUUGGAAGAAACAAGUCAUCGGCAUUCCAGCUCUUUGGCUCACCCCGUGGGAAGAAGGACCUGCUGUUCAAGGACUCCUCGCUGGGCUUCGUGAGGGUCCCCAAGAAGAUAGACACCGGGCUGUACCUGGGCUUCGGCUACCUCUCCUCCAUCCGGAACAUGGAGGAAACGGAGGCGGAUGUGGCCGCCAGGCGCGCGCGGGUCGUGUGGUGCGCGGUCGGCCCCGAGGAGAAGCGCAAGUGUGACCGCUGGAGCAGCGUGAGCGGCGGCAGAGUGACCUGCACCUCGGCGCGCACCCCAGAGGACUGCAUCCCGCGGGUCAUGAAAGGCGAGGCGGACGCCAUGAGUCUGGACGGAGGGUUCAUCUACACGGCGGGCAGGUGCGGCCUGGUGCCCGUCCUGGCAGAGAACCAGAAAUCCCAAGCAAACCCAGGCUCUGACUGCGUGAACAGACCACCGGAAGGGUACCUUGCAGUGGCAGCGGUUCGGACAUCGGACUCUGGCCUCACCUGGAACUCUCUGAGAGGCAGGAAGUCCUGCCACACAGCUGUGGACAGGACCGCGGGCUGGAUCAUCCCCAUGGGCCUGCUCUUCAACCAGACUGGCUCCUGCAGAUUCGGUGAAUUCUUCAGCCAGAGCUGCGCCCCAGGUGCGGACCCCGCGUCCCCCCUGUGCGCACUGUGUGUGGGCAACGACCGGGGUGAGAACAAGUGCGUGGCCAACAGCCAGGAGCGCUACUACGGCUACACGGGGGCCUUCCGGUGCCUGGCUGAGAGGGCCGGAGACGUUGCAUUCCUGAAAGACUCCACCGUCCUGCAGAACACCGAUGGAAAGAGCCCCGAAUCCUGGGCCAGGGACCUGAAGCUGGCGGACUUCCAGCUGCUCUGCCUCGAUGGCACCCAGAAGCCUGUGACAGAGGCUCGAAGCUGCCACCUGGCCAUGGCCCCAAACCACGCUGUGGUGUCUCGCAGAGAGAAGGCGAAACUCCUGGAACAGGUGCUGCUGGACCAACAGGCUCGGUUCGGAAGAAACGGAUCCAGGUGCCCAGGAGAGUUUUGCCUGUUCCAGUCUGAAACCAAAAACCUUCUGUUCAAUGACAACACCGAGUGCCUGGCCAGACUGCAGGGCAGAACCAACUACGAGACGUACCUGGGACGGGAGUACGUCACAGCUACCGCCAAUGUGAAGCGCUGCUCCACCUCCGCUCUCCUGGAAGCCUGCGCUUUCCUCAGCCAGUGAACCGGGGGGAGACCCCUGUCCCCAGCGCCCCUCUGCCGGGCCCCUCAGCCUUGAUUGGAUCCGAGUGCUGGGACUGCAUCCUCCUCACCAAGGACCAGGGUUCCAGUCCCUCUGCUUUCACGGCUUCCUGCUGUCGCUUAGGAAGAAAUAAACUUUCUGACUGAAAGGAGAAA
This is a messenger RNA of Heterocephalus glaber (naked mole-rat), 2358 nucleotides long. RefSeq names its product lactotransferrin (gene Ltf). Lineage: Eukaryota; Metazoa; Chordata; Mammalia; Rodentia; Bathyergidae. Gene Ontology annotation, biological process: iron ion transport; antibacterial humoral response. The record is from RefSeq and is a predicted model, not a curated record. Gene Ontology annotation, cellular component: recycling endosome; extracellular region; early endosome.